AUGUCACGAUUGAUAGUAAAAAAUUUACCAAAAAAUGUAAAUAAUAAAUUUCGACAAUGUGAUCAUGAUAUUAGAAUAAGUUAAAAAUGUUAAUUUAUAAUGAUGAUUUGUAGAUUACAGAUACGAAAGUAAAGGAACUUUUUAGUCAUAAAGGUUUAAUAACCGACGUACAGUUAAAAUAUACCAAAGAUGGCAAAUUUAGACGAUUUGCUUUCAUUGGAUUUAAAACGGAAGAACAAGCUGUAGCUGCCAAAGAAUAUUUUGACAAAACAUGUAUUGAUACUUGCAAAAUAUCAAUUGAACAAUGUGCAAGUCUAGGGGAUUCUUCUAAACCCAGAGCAUGGAGUAAAUAUGCAGUUGAUAGUUCAACGAACAAGGCUAAUAAAGAUUCUACUAAUAAUGAGGGAACAGAAAAUGUUGCUUUGAAUAAGCCAACAACAGAUGGGAAAAAGGAAAAAAACAAGAAAGAUAAAAAGGAAGAAGGUCCAAGACAUGAAGUCAAAGAGGCAUUGGAGAAGCAUAAAAAUGAUCCUUUGUUUAUGGAAUUCCUCGAAAGUCAUACAACAGACAAAGCUAUAUGGAACAAUGAUACAUUGAUAACUAGUCAAAUUGAAGCACAUAACGAUAGUGAGACAGAUGAUGAUGAAUUUAGCGUCCAGGAUGACGAUGAAGACGAGACAAAGAACAAUGAAGAGGAAAAGGAGAAGAAGGAAAAGAUUGCGAAUAAAGUUAUAUCUGAUUUAGAGUACAUGGAAUCUCUAAAAAGGAAAGCAACGAAUGUAGAAAAAGAAGUUUCAAGUGCCAAAGAUACUUCUAAACACGGUUCUAUAAAACUUUUUACCGUAAAACUUCAAGGACUGGCGUAUAAUCACAAGAAAAAAGAUAUCAAACAAUUUUUUCGUCCACUGAAGGCGAAAUCAAUACGAGUGCCGGCAAAAAUUAAGGGUAUUGCGUAUGUUGGUUUCAAAACUGAACAGCACAUGAGGAAGGCAUUGUCAAAAAACAAAAGUUUUUUAGAUGGGAAACAAAUAUUCGUAACAAAAUAUGAAACAAAAGAACGAAAGUUUGACGAAGCAGAGAACGAAAACAAUAAUGUUCGAUGGAGGAAACAAGCAGAAGCAUUGAAAUCCGAAGAAAGCGUCGCGGAAUCGGGAAGAAUAUUUAUCCGAAAUCUAUCGUAUACGAUAACCGAGGAUGAUGUUCGAACAUUAUUCGAAAAAUAUGGUUCUUUAACUGAAGUCGACCUGCCUAUCGAUCGGACGACCAGAAAGCCGAAAGGUUUCGGUACAAUAACGUUCUUAUUGGCCGAGCACGCGGUUAAAGCGUACAGUGAAUUGGACGGUUCGAUUUUAGACGGAAGAAUGUUACAUCUUCUUCCAGCUAAAACGAAGUCUAAUCCUAUGGAAGAACUUGACGAAAAAGACUUGACUUAUAAGAAGAAGAAAGAACUGAAGACCAAAAUGGCCGCUGGAUCGUCGCACAACUGGAAUACUCUUUUCCUCGGUCAAAAUGCCGUAGCAGACACUAUAGCUGCUGUUUACAACACAACAAAAGAGAAAGUGCUUGAAGAUGGAUCAAAAGAUUUGAGUGCCGCUGUCAAGUUGGCACUGGGAGAAACACAAUUAGUUCAAGAUACGAAAAAAUUCUUGAAGGAAAACGAAGUCUGUUUAGAUGCGUUCAAUCAGCCGUCGAACAAACGAUCGAAAACAGUGAUAUUAGUGAAGAAUUUACCGGCUGCAACGCCGGCGCAGGAAAUUCGACAAUUAUUUGCGCGACAUGGUGAAUUGGGAAGGCUCGUAAUGCCACCUUCAGGGAUUACUGCUUUGGUGGAAUUCUUGGAGCCUUCCGAGGCACGCAAAGCAUUUGCGAAAUUAGCAUAUACCAAGUAUAAACAUCUACCACUUUAUCUUGAAUGGGCACCUGACAAUACUUUUACGACUGCUUCCCCUCUGGCGGGAAAAAACAAAGCCACUGAGGCAAGCGAGAAAAAGGAAAUGAAGGAACAAGUUGAUAAACAGGCGGAGGAAUUUUCGGAAAGCGAAAUAAACGGUACGAAUAAAACUAACAAAGAAAUGAGCGAGAACGAGGACGAGGACGAACCUGAACCAGACACCACUCUUUUCGUAAAAAAUAUUAAUUUCGCAACUACGGAAGAACAAUUGAAAACGUAUUUCGGCAAAUGCGGUGCUGUUCAUUACGCCACGAUAGCGACGAAGAAGGAUCCGAAAAACCCUGGCGCCAAACUGUCGAUGGGUUAUGGAUUCGUAAGAUACAAGAGAAAGGUGGACGCGGAUCGGGCGUUGAAAGUCUUGCAAAUGACAGUGUUCGAUGGAAAGACUUUGGAACUGAAACGUUCCGAACGAAUGCUAACAACCGAUGUGAACAAUGUGAAAAAGAAGUCGUCGAUAACGGCUCAGACGAGCACGAAAAUUUUGAUAAGAAACAUACCGUUUCAGGCGACGAUCAAGGAGAUAACUGAUCUAUUCAAAGCGUUUGGCGAGCUGAAAGCAGUGCGGUUACCAAAAAAGUUAGUUGGCGUCGAGAAACACAGGGGAUUUGCCUUCGUGGAAUAUUACACAAAAAGCGAAGCCAAGAAAGCGUUUGAAGCUUUGUGUCAGAGCACUCAUUUGUAUGGGCGAAGGCUGGUCUUGGAAUGGGCUCAAACAGAGGAGGGCGUGGAAGAAGUUAGGAAGCGAACCGCUAAACACUUUCAUCAAGGUACGUACGACGCAUAUUUAUUGCGCACUUGUCAACAAAAAAUCAUUCUUCGUUCACAGAUGAGUGGAUUAAGAAGAGUAGGAAAGCAACGCUAAAUCCAGAAGACGUUGGCUUGGAAGAGGUCGCUUAA
Heterotrigona itama is the source of this 2848-nucleotide messenger RNA. The record is from the annotation of a GenBank genome assembly. Lineage: Eukaryota; Metazoa; Arthropoda; Insecta; Hymenoptera; Apidae.